UACACGAAAAAGUUGUUUGUCAACCGCCAUAAAACAACACAAAGAAGAAAGAAGACGACUCCGUUUGCGCAUGCGUGGAUGGAGAUGGAGGCGGACGUCCAUAGACCAGACCGGCUCUGAUACUAGAAGUCCUCUGAAAGCACUAGUCUGGAUGUUAUGAAAUAACCGCGCGGGUUGGAGUGUGUAGAGGUGGGGACACCGCCUCAGACCACUUAUGUUGGAAGAGAAAAAGUGCUGAAUAACGCCAGUCCACCUGCUCUAACUGCUGCUACCGUCUGUAGCACUGGCUGCUGUCUGACCGUCCUCUGCAUGUUCCCAUGUCUUUGUCUAACAGAGUGAAGCAGUGAAAUAGAAACCGUCCGAUAACCACCAAAGAAAAUGUCAGAGGUCAACAUACCAAAACGCAAGGAGAAGUGUGAGAACUGCACCAAACAGUGCAACAAGAAACAGAGUGAUGAUGGAGCCGACUCACACCAGGAGAGAGAAGAAGUCAAUGGACAGGUGCAUGAAGAACCCCAGCUGCUGCUGAGCGCCUGCCUGUCCUGUGACGGCUGUCUGUCUGAGGAGGAGAGCCUGAAGGUCUCUCAGCAGAGCCUGGAGGAAGUAGAGCGCAUUCUGGCACUUAAUAAGAAGUGCGACGUGUCAAAGCACAAGGUCCUGGUGGCGUCCAUAUGUCCACAGUCUCUGCCUUUCUUUGCUGUCAAGUUUGGCCUGGACAUCACAGAGGCUGCCCACAAACUCUGUGGCUUCCUCAAAAGUUUAGGAGUGCAGUAUGUGUUCGACACCACUCUGGCUGCAGGUUUCAGCAUCUUAGAGAGCCAGAAAGAGUUCAUUCAGAGGUUUCGCAGAAGGCACCAUGACUCCCACGCCUUGCCCAUGUUCACCUCCUCCUGCCCAGGGUGGAUCCGUUACUCGGAGCGCGUCCUGGGCAGUUUGGUCACCCCUCAUAUCGGCACAGCCAGGUCUCCUCAGCAGAUCAUGGGCUGUCUGGUCAAAGACUACUUCUCUAAACAGCAGAAGCUGAGUCCAGAGAAAGUCUACCACGUGCUGGUGGCUCCCUGCUUUGAUAAGAAGCUGGAGGCGGUCAGAGAGGAGUUUUACAACAGCCUGCUGGAGACCAGAGACGUGGACUGUGUCCUCACCUCAGGGGAGAUCUAUUACCUGAUGGAGCAGAGGAAGGUGUCAGUGGAGGAGCUGGACUCAGUUCCACUGGACCAUGUGAUCGGAGAGGCUGGAGACGUGGCGCUGGUGAGACACGAGGGACGAGGCUCUGAAGGCUUCCUGGAACACAUCUUCAAACACGCCGCCAAAGAGCUCUUCGGUCUAGACGUCCAUGAGAUCACAUAUAAGACCCUCAGGAACCGGGACUUUCAGGAGGUGACUCUGGAGCGGGACGGGGAAACUCUACUGCAGUUUGCGGCCGUCUACGGUUUCAGGAACAUCCAGACUCUGGUUCACCGGAUGAGAAAGGGACGUGUGCCUUACCAGCUGGUUGAGGUGCUGUCCUGCCCCGGAGGGUGCCUCAGCGGCCGCGGUCAGGCAGAGAGCGACGUAGCAGGCCGGGUGGAUAAAGUCCUGGUCCAGCAGAUGGAGGAAGCCUACAGCAGCCUUCCAGUCCGCCUUCCGGAGGUCAACCCCACCCUGCACACCCUUUAUCAAGACUGGCUGCAGGGCCAGGACUCCCCACAGGCCAACACACUGCUACACACCCAGUACAGAAGUCAGAGUCAGACCCACACACAGCCCCCACACAUGCAGUGGUGAGGAGAGAGCAAGUGUUUUACUUUUAACACACCAUGGAGCUGAUGGAGCGCUGCCUCUGGACCAAUCUUUAUCCAUGCUGCUACCCUGAAGGACAAGCCAAGGACCAUGCUGCACCGCUGAGUGAAGUUCAGUGGGUGUAGUUCUUCCAUGAGGCCACAGGGGGGUAGUGUGUGUAUUUAAAUAUGGUGGAUCUCCGCUGCCAAACCUGAGGAGAAAUACGGGUCCAGAGUCCAGACACACACUUCUACAUUUUGAGCAGACUGAAGCACUGAUGUCAGUAUGUUGCAGAUAAUGGCUUACAGUCACCUGAAAUGAAGUCUGUAGCAACUAUUUAUGUGCAGAGCAAUAAGCCUGCUGAGGAAACGUAUGAAGCUUCAGCACAUCUGGAACUCAUAAAGCGAUCCUAUGGCUACUGAAUGAUAAGUCCAAUGUUUUCCAAAUCGAAACCAUCCAGUAUGAAUCAUGUCUGACUUUGUGUUGCAGUUGAUUCCACUGUUCCCUCGCUGAAAGACGACUUAUUCUCAUUGAUACCUAUGCAACAGUGUGAUCCGUCUAUUCUCAACAGGCUGCUGUGAUCCAUGAGGUUAAAAGCCUUUUUAAUAACACUUAUCGUGUCAAGUGUUUGCUUAUGUAACUACCAGCCCAGUGUUUGGUUCCUCCGCUCCAGUGAAGAAUCAGUCCUUUUUUUUUUUUUUAAUGGUACAAAAUAAUUUCAUUUGUUUUAUCACUUUGUUCGCAUUCCUCAAAGUAGCAUUUUUAAGUUAUAUGUUUUUUUUGUCAUAUCUUAUGCAGUAAAGCAUUCUGACAAAGAAAUGUGUCAUUUUACUGACUCUGAGGAUGAUGUCAUUGUUCACUGCAGCCUCUUUUUAAAUAAUGUUAAAACUUUUGACAUUUGUGCACAACAUACCCAGUCAUCAGGUGUAGCAGCCGGUAAUGUCAUUAUUUUUCCAUUAUUGAUAUAAUGAAAGUUUUAAAAUAUAUUAUACCAUGGGCUGGGAGAAUGCUUGCUUCUGAUUGGCUGCAGGAUUUCCAUUAAUUUCUUAUAAUGCACACCUACUAAAUAGUUCCGGUUAACUGUCUUUUCACCAUUC
Molecule: messenger RNA, 2855 nt
Organism: Centropristis striata (black sea bass)
Lineage: Eukaryota; Metazoa; Chordata; Actinopteri; Perciformes; Serranidae
Gene: narf
Product: nuclear prelamin A recognition factor
Exons: 12
Coding region: 379-1764 (461 amino acids)
Cellular component (GO): lamin filament
Molecular function (GO): lamin binding
Source: RefSeq, a predicted model, not a curated record